AGGUUGUCGUCCACCAGCAGGAAGUACACCCCUACCAUCUGAAUGUUAUUGGUGCAAGUAUGCAAAAAAUGGUCAAGACUGCGUGUUGGAGUGCCCGUCUGGUAUGGUACCAAAUAAAAACAAAAAAUGCAUUCGUAAGUAUUAUAUGAAACAUGUUUUUGAAUUAUUCUUGCAUGUAUGAGUGGGCGACACCUUAGUAUAGUUGCCAACAUAUAGAAAUACAACUGUACAAAGUACAUUCUAAAUAUAAUUUUCUGCACUACUUUGAAGUCGUCAGUUGACGAAGCACAGCUUUUUUCGGUUCAUCCUAUUGACCAAAUUUUUUUGUGUAGGUAAUUUCGACUUGACGUUUAAAGGAAGCAUUGGUCGUAAAUGGUCGCUCACGACUAUCCCAUCCACACUUUCUGCUUUCACAAUCUGUUUAUGGAUAAAAUUCCCCGCUUACACUCAGGAGUAUUUCCAAAAAGAAUAUGCAGUCCUUGGUUACCUUUCUUCGGGAUCGAUUUUCCCUACUCUUAUGACACAUUUUGGCCUGUCCGUAAGAUACAUGAAAGAAGGGGAAGCUUCAUUGGUGUUCAAGUACUACUACUGGUAAGUCAAAAAGUUUGGAAGGACAACCUUUUUUAAUUAUAUAUAUAUAUAUAUAUAUAUAUAUAUAUAUAUAUAUAUAUAUAUAUAUAUAUAUAUAUAUAUAUAUUUAUAUAUAUAUUAUAUAUAAUACCUUAUUGAAUUCUGAUCGUUUAAUUGGCUGUUUAUGGUCACGUGAUAUUGAAUAGAAAAUUCCAUUUCCCAAGAGUGCAAUGGAAUACGUUCCAUUGCACUCUUGCGAGUGCAAUUGUACUAUACGUUUUAUUCCAUUGCACUCUUUGUGUUUUCGAUAAAUCGCAUCCGUCAAAAUGCUUCUCGUACGGUGAUCGCAGUUUAUUUUAACCCGAUAUUCGAAACUCAGUAAAUGGGAUUUAAUGCAAAUACGACUCGUCAAAAUGGCGGGAGCUUACAGUAAACCUUUUAAUAUUAGUCUAUUUUGGUAUUAUAUAAAACAAAUAAUGAAUGUUUUUAUUCGUGCAAUGGUAAGAAUAUUUUCAUUCGGUGAAAGAUGGAAUGUUCCAUUCAACUCGGCUGUCGCCUCGUUGAAUGGAACAUUCCAUCUUUCACCUCAUGAAAAUAUUUUUACCAUUGCACUCAUAAACAUUCAUUAUUUGUAUAUUAUAGAGCUAAUAAAGAUAAAAUAAAAUAAACCUGGUUUACUUUGUGAAUAAAAUCUUAUGAAGUAAACCAGGUUUAUUUUAUUCAAUUUUCCAUAAAGAUUUCCCACCGAGAUUUCCGCCAUUGAACACAAUUCAAGGAUCACUCAUUAUUUUUAUAUAGCCCUAAUGCCUAGUCCCUAAUCUGAUCGCGAAUGUUCCAUAAUAGAUGCAUGGGAAUCUUUCUUCUUUCCAUGACUUUUUUCCAUACUCUCGACUAUAGGUUGCAGUAUUUGAAUGCCUGUUAAAAAUGAAAUACUCAUUGUAAUUAACUCUGAUUUAUAUAGGUUUGAUUUCGUGUCAAGACACGAGAUAGAGUUGAAGUUAGGACAAAGAGUCAACACCAACGAAUGGAAUUUCCUGUGUGUUACGCGUGAAAACAGUUCUGGAAAGACGAAUUUGUUUUGGCAUGGGAAAGAUUUAAUUUCAGCUAACAAGUUACUUUAUCCAGGCCACACAAUGAGAAAGGGAGGGACAUUUAUUGUAGCUGGAAUUCCAAGACGCAACAUUUAUGAUAUGGUGAUGUAUCCGGCGGUUCCUAAGAAUAACUUACCUUUGACUAUUACACAGACCAAUGUUUGGGAUCGCUCACUUACACAAGAUGAGAUUACUGGUAUGUCCAGUCGAGAAAACUGUGGUGGAGGAGCUGGGAAUGUCCUUGAUUGGAAAGAUUUUGAAAGUCAGCUGGAUCUCAGCAUAUUCACUAAAAAUGACCAGUCUCAAUGCACAACCACGCCUGGAUCGAUGUUCUAAUGUAUUACUCUCUUUGGACUUCACAGUCAGGCGGACACGUACUGAGGCUUAUCACAUUUCCCACUUGUUUAAAUUCAUAUUGCAUUGAAUCGUGUAAUAAUUAUGUCUUUGUUAUCUAAAUCCUAUGGAUAAUAUUUCUUUUGGAAGAUUCAUUAAAAGCUCUAUGCUACACUAUGGGUUUUCCAAGGAUUUUGAAUUCACAAAAUUGACG
This is a messenger RNA of Paramuricea clavata, 2208 nucleotides long. NCBI's taxonomy places the organism in Eukaryota, Metazoa, Cnidaria, Anthozoa, Malacalcyonacea, Plexauridae. The record is from the annotation of a GenBank genome assembly.